AUUUAGUAUAAUAAUAAAAUUUUUAAUUAAAAGCCUUCAAACUGGAUAUAAUUAACGGAUUAAUUGUUUUAGCUAUCACAUUGAUAGCAAUAUACAUCUAUUUGUCAAUAUGGUGUAGAAAUGAUUACUGGUCUAAACAAGGCAUUAAUGGUCCCUCACCUCUACCAAUAUUUGGCAAUAUUAUGAACGUGCUCAUUUCAAGUCAAAAGGAUCGUCUACUUGGCUACCAAAAGAAAUAUGGCAAAAUAUACGGCCAUUACAUGGGAAGCAUACCGGUGCUAAGAAUCGCCGACCCGGAGCUAAUCAAAUUAAUUCUGGUGAAGGACUUCCACGUGUUCGUCGACCGGAACAUAGUAUGGGCGCCGAAAAACUCGAUCCGUACCCGCAAUCUGAACCAACUGUGCGGCGACGACUGGAAACGUGUCCGCUCUAUCGUGACGCCUAUUUUCUCGUCGGGAAAAAUGCGGCGAAUGUACCCUCAGAUUAGGCAAUGUUUGGCGUCAUUCCUGCACUACUUGGACGUGCUGGCUGAAAAUCGCCAAGAAUUAGACAUGCUCGAAACGUUUAGCAAGUUUUUGCUAGAUGUGAAUGCUACAACAAUUUUCGCUACGAAACUAGAUUUGUAUAAAUCGGCGACAGAUGGCAACACUACUAGUGAACACCCGUUUGUUUUCCACGCGAGAGAUAAGUUGGUGUUUAAGGCCUGGAAAGAGAUGGCGUCACUAGUGCUGCCAAAGUUUUUCCUUAAAUUGAUACGUUUGUCGGAUACAAAAGCUAAUAAAUUUUUCGAGGGUUAUAUCCGCCACAUGUUAAAGGAUAGACGCGAUAAUCCGGGUAAGAAACAUCAGGAUUUUGUUCAGCUGCUUAUGGAUGCUGAAGUAACUGAUAGGAAGCCUGGCGAUGCUAGUGUCACCACUCAGGAUGAUAAGGAUAAAAGCGAGCUUCAUCAUGUUAAUCAAGAGGUGUAA
Messenger RNA from Oppiella nova, 968 nucleotides. The record is from the annotation of a GenBank genome assembly. Lineage: Eukaryota; Metazoa; Arthropoda; Arachnida; Sarcoptiformes; Oppiidae.